Messenger RNA from Microthlaspi erraticum, 630 nucleotides. The record is from the annotation of a GenBank genome assembly. NCBI's taxonomy places the organism in Eukaryota, Viridiplantae, Streptophyta, Magnoliopsida, Brassicales, Brassicaceae.
AUGACCAAGGCAAAAGUUCAUAUGGAAAAGGUUUUGGAGUUAAGCCCUUUCCUUCAUGCUCCGUCCUCCUUAUCGCGAAUCCGUCGCCGUCGUCGUCUCCGGCCUCAUUUAACUUCGAUCGCAGUCUACCGGAAUCGCAAAUUUCCGAUUGUGGAAAAAAUGAAUUUCUUAAACUCAGCAGCAUCAAUAUGCAGAAGAGUUAGUUUGAGGGAACUAAUCACGGAGGUUCCUGCUUACGGUGGCAGUGGCAUUUCCGAUAGUUCUUCAAGUGGGUUGAGUUUGGUCUUGAAGCGUUGGGCUACAAAGAAAACCGCUGGAUCAACCAAGAACGGCCGUGACUCUAAACCCAAGAAUCUUGGUGUCAAGAAGUUCGGAGGAGAGAAUGUGAUACCGGGAAACAUAAUAGUUCGUCAACGUGGAACUCGUUUUCAUCCGGGAGACUAUGUAGGGAUCGGUAAGGACCAUACUCUGUUCGCGUUGAAGGAAGGACGAGUCAGGUUCGAGAAAAACAAGAUCACUGGACGCAAAUGGAUUCAUGUUGAUCCCAAGGAUGGUCAUGUUCUUCACCCUAUCUACGCUAAAGCUGCAGCCGCCAAGGCGACUAAGAUGGAGACAGCUCAGUCAUCGUGA